AGAAGAAAUGAGCUUGCGCUUGAGUUGCAGUUGGAAACUCUUAGUAAACACAUCCUCAAUCCUUCAUAUCAUUCUCAGCAUGGCCACUGCUCCUGCUCUUACCUACGGACUUCUAAUCUCAAUGUGCAUUCACUGUGCCUCUUCACAGGGGCACCGUGAAUUUGUAAAUCGAACCGUUUAUGCUGUAUAUGGGGAGAAACUCCAGUUGCCCUGUUCUGUACCCCAUGGAAAGAGUGAACCAAUAAGACAAUGGCUUCUGAAAACUUGCCUCAUGAAGCCAUGGAAGCAGAUUGCUGGGGUAAAGGGAGCUGAGGUGCAGAGCGAUGAGAGUCACUUUCAGAUGCUGGAAAAUGGGACACUGCUGAUCUGGUCUGUGGGCCUGGAGGAUCAGGGACUGUUCAAAUGCGGAGUGGCAGAGGAAGGAUUGGAGAUCUUCGCCGUGACCAAUGUCUCAGUCUUCAAACCACCUGCCAAACCUCAGCUGAUGAAAAGCUACUUGAGCUUUACUGUAGGAGGAGAUUCUGAGAUUGGGAAGUGUAUCGUAAAGGACGGCUAUCCUGUCGGUAACGUUACCUGGUAUAAAAAUGGCAAAGUGAUACUUGCCAAUGGAAACGAGACACUGAACAAACUCCGCAUCAUGAAGAAUCAGAACACUGGACUUUAUACAAUUGAGUCGACACUAUAUCAUACAGUGAGCAAGGCUGAUAUAAAUGCCAAGUUCUUUUGUGAAGUGGUUUAUCCAUUCAAAGGAGGAAAUGGCACGCAGAGAUCUGAACCCAUCACCAUAGAUGUGCAUUACCCAGUGGAGAGUGUUAUGAUUGAAGUCCAGCCGCCCAGUGGCGUGAUCAGAGAGGGCGAUAACGUCACCCUCAGCUGCACAGCUGACACCAACCCCUCACCGGCAGAAUAUGUCUGGGAAAAAGAUGGGAAGCGGCUCGAUAGCCUGAGCCUGUACAAGCUAUACGCUGUGACAAAGGAGGACGAAGGGGAAUAUGUGUGCACUGUCUACGAUUUCGACUACAACUUCAAGUCCGCGGUCAGGGUCAUUCGAGUGAAAGCAGGGAAAGAAGACAAUGAGUUGGAUGAAAGAGGAGCGUUUCCAGCGAUUGCUGAAGAGAGCCACUCAGCAGAUCAUCAUGGACAGCCUAUAGCCACGAACAGGGCUGCCAUGGUUAUUGGAAUCCUAAUGACAUUGAUGGCUGUGGCUUUCUUCACUAGCAUGGCAUAUUACCUGUGCUACUACAGGAAGAAGACAGAGAAGAAUGAUGGGCUUCCAGGCCUCGCUGAAUCUCUGCCAGACACAAAUCCAGAGCAUCAUUAUAUCCAGCACAGCAUUCAGACACAAUAAAGCCAAAGAUUGAUCAGAACCUUAAAAUUUUGUAUUAAAAAUAAUGAAGAUUUUAAUUUUGUUUUUUUCAAUGCUAUUCAACAUGAAGCCUCCAGUGUCUACAAUCUCACUAUAUUGAUUAUCUGCUAAGUCUCCACAAGACAAGUUGGGCCUGCUAUUUGCAUUACUAUUGUUCGAUUGUUUUUUUUGUUCAAUGAAAUGCAUGCUACUUAUUUUGUUACCCAGUACUGCAAUUCUCUUCCGUCUGUGUCCUUGCAUGUUGCCCAUGUUUCCUAUUAUAAGGGGAAGACCCUUGAACAGUUUCUGUCUAAAAAUCACUGUCCAGUUGGUUCAAUUGGUCCAAUACAGGGAUUAGUGGUGGAUGGGGCCAGAUAACUGCUUUGCAUAAUGUUUAAAAUCCGAAUAAAGUUAUCGCUUUUCAGA
Molecule: messenger RNA, 1771 nt
Organism: Stegostoma tigrinum
Lineage: Eukaryota; Metazoa; Chordata; Chondrichthyes; Orectolobiformes; Stegostomatidae
Product: CD166 antigen-like
Exons: 12
Coding region: 8-1348 (446 amino acids)
Source: RefSeq, a predicted model, not a curated record